Molecule: messenger RNA, 543 nt
Organism: Lathyrus sativus (Indian pea)
Lineage: Eukaryota; Viridiplantae; Streptophyta; Magnoliopsida; Fabales; Fabaceae
Source: the annotation of a GenBank genome assembly
AUGGAAGACGCUGUAACUGAAGUUCCUUCACUGAAUCACAACUCAGAAGAUGAUGGAUCCAAAAGAAAAGAUCUUGAAGAAAAGGAAAAUGACAAAGACACUAAUCUUGUUGGUGGUGGUGGUGGUGGAGGAGGUGUUAUUAACAACUUUAUCUCUACUCUUAUGACACCUUUGAGUCCAAGAAUUGAGAAAUUUACUACUCCUCAAGAUGGAGGUGGAAAUGGGGUGUUUGAGAAAGAGGUUGAUAACAAUGGUGGUGGUGGAAGAAAAGGGGUUAUCAACAACCUUGUUUCUAAUCUCUUUCAUAGAAGUGAAGAAAAAGAACAAGGUGUGGUGGAAAAGGAAGAUGAAGAAAUCAAAGCUGAUGAGAAGAUUAAAAGAUUGAAGACAGAGAAUGAAGCUAAUGGUGGCGGUGGAGGUGGCGGUGGAGGUGGAGGUUUUAUUCAUGACAUUGUUUCUCAUUUGCCUACUUCAAUCCCAGAUGAUGCGGCUCCUACAGCAGAUGAGGCUGCUAUUUUGAUUAACUCUCUUGUUCGUGACUAA